Amphimedon queenslandica is the source of this 763-nucleotide messenger RNA. Its product is annotated as UDP-glucose:glycoprotein glucosyltransferase 1-like. The coding region runs from base 10 to 744 and encodes 244 amino acids. The transcript has 6 exons. Gene Ontology annotation, cellular component: endoplasmic reticulum. Gene Ontology annotation, biological process: ERAD pathway. Gene Ontology annotation, molecular function: UDP-glucose:glycoprotein glucosyltransferase activity. Lineage: Eukaryota; Metazoa; Porifera; Demospongiae; Haplosclerida; Niphatidae. The record is from RefSeq and is a predicted model, not a curated record.
AUUCCCAGGAUGGUUGAGAGGUAUGAGUUUGAGUAUGAGCUGGUACAGUACAAGUGGCCACGCUGGCUUCAUGGACAAACUGAAAAACAAAGAUUAAUCUGGGCGUACAAGAUAUUAUUUCUAGAUGUACUUUUUCCGUUAAAUAUUAAGAAAAUUAUUUUUGUCGAUGCUGAUCAGGUGGUUCGUACUGAUAUGAAGGAAUUGUUGGAGGAGCCAUUGGAUGGGGCACCUUAUGGAUACAAUCCUUUCUGUGAUAGUCCUACUGAUAUGUAUGGAUUCAAGUUCUGGAAGAGUGGCUAUUGGAAGAAUCAUUUAGGAAAGAGGCGCUAUCAUAUCAGUGCACUGUAUGUUAUUGAUCUACAGCAGUUCAGACUAUUAGCUGCUGGGGAUAGAUUAAGAGGACAAUAUCAAAUGCUAUCACAGGAUCCUAACAGUUUAUCUAAUUUAGAUCAGGAUCUUCCUAACAGUAUGAUUCAUAAUGUACCAAUAAAGAGUUUACCACAGGACUGGUUAUGGUGUGAGACAUGGUGUUCAAUGGAGACAAAAUCAACUGCUAAAACUAUUGACUUGUGUAAUAAUCCAAUGACAAAGGAGCCUAAGUUAACAAGUGCAGUACGUAUCAUUGAUGAAUGGGUUGACUAUGAUAAUGAGAUUAAAAGAUUGCAAAAGGAAACAAUGACAGAGACAAGUCUCCCUACCUCUCCCUCAUCAACUCACACUCCCUCUCAUCAAGAACUGCAAUAAUAAUAUUAUUAUUAUUAAU